AUGAUACUUCAAUCAUCCGCCUACGAACAAUUGAUCGGAAUGCCCUCGAAUAGACGCCAACAAACGGUUCAAUCUUCCACAGCAUCUGGUUCGGCUAAAUCUGCAUCCAAACCUGAAAAUAAGAAUGGCUCCAAGAUGACCAGUGUUCCGAAAGGGCUAAGCAGCAUUGAAAUUUUCGAUACAUUACCAACUGUGGCCACCACAAGUAACGGUAUAAAUCAUCACAGCGCAGCAACACCUAACACUAAUGGAUCCCCAAACGUAAAUAGGAAGAAACAGAAGCGUCGCGAAAAAGAAGCGGCAAAGAGAGCCGCAGCAGAUCAGCAAUCAGGUCCCUCCGUCAACAGUGUGUCACCAUCGAUUUCCAUGCAGCGAAAAAUGCAGGAGCUGGAAGAUUGUCUCCGAAAGCAUAGCUUAGAAGACCAGUUCACCUCAAGACAACAGAUUGAACCCUGCGAUGAUGAACCGUACUACAGUGACGAAGUUUACUCCGGCUCCUUUGAAGCAAACGGGUCACUUCAAAAUGACUACGAAACCUUGUCCCCCAACAAUGCAAAUGUGAAAAAAUCAAAGAAAAAGAGGAAAUCAAAAAGUGGACAGGCUAGAGCUUCUGUUAACGCCCGAGGCAACGAAGCAAUCGAAAAUCAUGUUGGAAUCCCUCUCCCUUCUGUUGAAAACAACAAUGUGUCGAGAGGGCCGGGAAUCUCAAAGGAAAAAAUCUGGAACACCUCUUCUCAGGAAGAGCGAGAGAGAAUAAAAGAGUUUUGGCUAUCGUUAGGUGAGGACGAGCGGAAAUCUCUCGUGAAAGUCGAAAAAGAUGCAGUCCUAAAAAAGAUGAAGGAGCAACAGAAGCAUUCUUGCAGUUGCACAGUGUGCGGUCGAAAGCGUACUGCUAUCGAAGAGGAACUCGAAGUACUCUAUGAUGCCUAUUAUGAGGAGCUAGAACAGUAUGCAAAUCAUCAAGGAGAUAAUGGACAUCCCAUGAUGCCUCCCCCUCGUCGCUUUGGAGCCAUGAGCGGAAUCCAGCCACCUAAUCUUUUGCCACCAGUCUUUAAUCCCCAGCAACCAUCCAGAGGUCGAAUUGUCGAACAACUUGAUGAAGAUGACGACGAGGAUGGAGGAAAUGAAGAAUAUAGUGAGGACGAGGUUGAAGAUGAUGAGGAUGACGACUACAGUGAAGAUGAACCCGAAGAGAUUCCCAGGAGUCAUGCAGCAGAUUUUUUUAAUUUUGGUAACAGUCUUACGGUGCAGGGUGGAAUCCUAACUGUUGCAGACGAUUUGUUGAAAAACGAUGGUAAAAAAUUCAUUGAGAUGAUGGAACAGCUCGCCGAACGCAGAAUGGCAAGGGAAGAAGAUGCACGGGAGCAAUUUACUAACCCUAUUUAUGUUCAGCCUCCCAAUACUACUCUACAUAGUCAUUCUCACGUACACAAUCAUCCUGCUCCACCAGAGGAGGAGGAUUAUGAUGAGGACGAAGAAGAUGAGGAAGAAUAUGAUAGCCAGGAUGAAGAUUAUGAUGAAGAAGAGUUGAGCACAAUGACCGAGGAACAGCGUAUGGAAGAAGGAAGAAGAAUGUUCCAAAUAUUUGCUGCUCGGAUGUUUGAACAGAGAGUUUUAACCGCGUAUAAGAAAAAGGUGUCUGAGGAACGUACGCAAAGGCUUUUGGAAGAGCUUGAAGAGGAAACCAGAGCCAAGUCAGAGAAACAAGCGAAGAAAGCACGUGAUGCCCAGAAAAAGAAGGAGAAACUUGUUCAAAAAAAACUAGCUUUGGCUGAGGAAAAGGCAAGAAGAGAAGCUGAGGAAGCUGAAAAACUGGCCGCUAUACGGCAGGCCGAGGAAAAAAGGGCCGAAGAAGCACGUAUCAGGGCAGAAUUAAAAAGAAAAAAGAAAGAGGCGCUGAAAAAAGCCGAAGAAGAAGAACGCCUACGCAAAGAAGCUGAGAAAGUGCGCCGUGUUCAGGAGCAGCGUGAGCGUCAAGCAGAACAAGAACGUAAACAGCGUGAGGCAAAGGGAAGAGAACGUAAGGAGAAAGAUGAGCAAAGGCAAAAGGAUAAAGAGGCUAAGGAAGCGAAAGAGCGUGAAGCAAAGGAACGUCGAGAGAAAACUGAACGCGAGAGACAGGAUGCCGAGGUCAAAGCGAAAGCUGAAAAGGAACACAGGGAAAAACAAAGGCGUGAGGAAUGUGUAAGUCAAAGAGAUGCCGCCCCGGUGGCCCCGCAUACUACGACUGCAAAGCGUCCUCCUAUCCCUAUACCUGUUAAUUUACAACCUCAUCAAAUCGCAUCCCCACAUAUACCAGUUGCUACACCCGCAAUUUCUAAGGCACCUACACCAAUAAAGUUUAGAAAACCUUCACAACAAGACUCGAGUUCUCCAAUGCCCCACACUCCUCAAAACAGUGGGCUAAAUAAUGAUAUUUCUCCUCUCUCAGCACACCCUCAGAAUAGUCCUGGUCUGAUUGGCCCGCCUAGCAAGGCACAAUCCCCUUAUCCUUUUCUACACCAACCGCAAGCUACUUCACCAAUGCACGCAGCAUUAAAGAGUCCUCCUGGGAUUUUAUCACAGCCAAAUCCCUUCGGUAACAUGCAGUCAAUGAAUGUUUUACCUUUCCCUCCGGGCAUGCCAAUAAUGGGUCCAGGCUUUGGUCGUUUGCAGCACGAACCAGUGUUUCCAUCUCAACAGGGGAUCGGAGCACAGUUUAGGCCCAUCGUUGGAUCGAAUGGAAUACCACUCUCCAUAAACAUGCAUCAGAUUCCGCAAGGCCGAGGAUUUCCAAUCCAACAUGGACCACCAGGAUAUCCUCCUGGAUUACAGGGUAACGGUCUUGGCGGAAUUGGUCAAGCAUUCAGCGCACAAAAAGAUCAUCCAGUGCCUCAGACGCAUUCACGUCAGCAAUCUGGAAGCCUUGAUAUAUCCGGGCCUUCGGCUCAACCUAUUGCUCGUCCAGCACCGAUCGGUCGACCUGCUAGUAUCGUUCAUGGUCAACAUUCGCGGGAUGCAAAGAAUGAUGUAGAUGAUUUAAGUAAUCACCUUGGGAGCAGUGCAUUGCUUGAUGAUUCUGAUGAACCAAUCAAUUCAGAUACUGCUCCACGAAAUAUAAGCGGCGGGCAUAGACAAAGCUUUGUAGCUCCUUUUGGGUUGGCACAGCCUACUUUUCCCGGGCCUAAUAACAGCUACGGCAGUUGGGGGGCUGGACCUUCGAAUCCAUUUGGACCUUCUUCUCUACCGGAUCCGAAUUUAGUCGGAGGCUGGCCAUCAAACGGUUUCAUGGUUGGAGCUCAAAAUGUUCGCCUACCCCAAUCCCGCUCUGUUGGCGUGCGAUUAAUGAUUUGUCGGGCAUGUAAGAAUCUAGAAUGCGGGUCACCUGACAACUAUAACAGUCUUAAGGCAAUCAAGGAUCAAAUUGACCAUAUGAACCCACCAGGCGAAGUGAAUGUUUCGGAAAAAGAAAUACUUGAUAUCUGUGAGACUGAGGGCAAUUCCGUGAAUGGCGGUGGUUCAUUUGAAGUUCGUGACGAUGGAAAUGGACACAUGUCGAUUCGUUUUGAAAGUGAAAUCUCUUCCCACCGACCUUUGGCAGUCCCUGGUGAGAUUGGGAGUCCUAUUAUAAGCAACGGUGGACUAACUCGCUUUCCUCCUGCUCACCCGCCGCAUUGGUAUUAG
Blumeria graminis f. sp. triticale is the source of this 3663-nucleotide messenger RNA. The record is from the annotation of a GenBank genome assembly. NCBI's taxonomy places the organism in Eukaryota, Fungi, Ascomycota, Leotiomycetes, Helotiales, Erysiphaceae.